GGGGGGUGGGGUGGGGGGAGAGCGGCGCCGGCGGCCCGAGGAGGGAGGAAGGAAGGAAGGCUGGAAGGAAGGAAGCAAGGAAAGAAAGAAGGAAAGAAAGGAAGGCAAGAAGGAAGGCGGGCCGGCGGACGAGGGUGCCGGGCCGGGCUCCAGGCGGGCGGGCGAGCGAGGAGGCAGAGCGGCCCCCGAACCCCGUCGCUGCCGCUGCGGAAGCCCCCUCCCCAUCCAGGAGCCGGGGAGGGGGGAGACCGCUAGAGACCCAGGCCCGGCCGCAGCCCCGCCCCCCGCGUCUCCCCGCUGCGGGCCUCGCACCCCAAAUCCCUGGCCUCAUUGGGGGGGUCCUCCCCCCGCGGGCCGGGCAUGCUGCCCCCCGGAAGGAGCCCCUUUCCUCGCCCCCCCCGGCGUCCACGCGGAGCAUGAACAUUGAGGAUGGCGCGUGCCCACGGCUCCCUGUGUCCCCCGCUGCCGCCCGGUAGGAUGUCCUGGCCCCAUGGGGCCCUGCUCUUCCUCUGGCUCUUCUCCCCACCCCUGGGGGCCGGCGGGGGCGGCGUGGCCUUGACAUCUGCUGCCGGCGGGGGCUCCCCGCCGGCCACCUCCUGCCCUGCGGCUUGCUCCUGCAGCAACCAGGCCAGCCGGGUGAUCUGUACAAGGAGGGAGCUGGCCGAGGUCCCUGCCAGCAUCCCCGUCAACACACGGUACCUGAACCUGCAGGAGAACGGCAUCCAGGUGAUCCGGACGGACACGUUCAAGCACCUGCGACACCUGGAGAUCCUGCAGCUGAGCAAGAACCUGGUGCGCAAGAUCGAAGUGGGCGCCUUCAACGGGCUGCCCAGCCUCAACACCCUGGAGCUGUUCGACAACCGGCUGACCACGGUGCCCACGCAGGCCUUCGAGUACCUGUCCAAGCUGCGGGAGCUCUGGCUGCGCAACAACCCCAUCGAGAGCAUCCCGUCCUACGCCUUCAACCGCGUGCCCUCGCUGCGCCGCCUUGACCUGGGCGAGCUCAAGCGGCUGGAAUACAUCUCGGAGGCGGCCUUCGAGGGCCUGGUGAACCUGCGCUACCUCAACCUGGGCAUGUGCAACCUCAAGGACAUCCCCAACCUGACGGCCCUGGUGCGCCUGGAGGAGCUGGAGCUGUCGGGCAACCGGCUGGACCUGAUCCGCCCGGGCUCCUUCCAGGGCCUGACCAGCCUGCGCAAGCUGUGGCUGAUGCACGCCCAGGUGGCCACCAUCGAGCGCAACGCCUUCGACGACCUCAAGUCGCUGGAGGAGCUCAACCUAUCCCACAAUAACCUGAUGUCGCUGCCCCAUGACCUCUUCACGCCCCUGCACCGCCUCGAGCGCGUCCACCUCAACCACAACCCCUGGCACUGCAACUGCGACGUGCUCUGGCUGAGCUGGUGGCUCAAGGAGACCGUGCCCAGCAACACGACGUGCUGCGCGCGCUGCCACGCGCCCGCCGGCCUCAAGGGGCGCUACAUCGGCGAGCUGGACCAGUCGCACUUCACCUGCUACGCGCCUGUCAUCGUGGAGCCGCCCACGGACCUCAACGUCACCGAGGGCAUGGCCGCCGAGCUCAAGUGCCGCACCGGCACGUCCAUGACCUCCGUCAACUGGCUGACGCCCAACGGCACCCUCAUGACCCACGGCUCCUACCGCGUGCGCAUCUCCGUCCUGCACGACGGCACGCUCAACUUCACCAACGUCACCGUGCAGGACACGGGCCAGUACACCUGCAUGGUGACGAACUCGGCCGGCAACACCACCGCCUCGGCCACGCUCAACGUCUCGGCCGUGGAUCCCGUGGCGGCCGGGGGCGCCAGCGGCGGCGGCGGGGGCGGCCCCGGCAGCGGCCCCGGGGGCGCCGGCGGCGGUGGCGGCGGCGGCGCGGGCAGCGGCGGCUACACCUACUUCACCACGGUGACCGUGGAGACCCUGGAGACGCAGCCGGGAGAGGAGGCCCUGCAGCCGCGGGGGACGGAGAAGGAGCCCCCGGGGCCCACGACGGACGGCGUCUGGGGCGGCGGCCGGCCCGGGGAGGCGGCCGGCCCGGCCUCGUCGUCCACCACGGCGCCCGCCCCACGCUCGUCGCGGCCCACGGAGAAGGCGUUCACGGUGCCCAUCACGGACGUGACGGAGAACGCCCUCAAGGACCUGGACGACGUCAUGAAGACCACCAAGAUCAUCAUUGGCUGCUUCGUGGCCAUCACGUUCAUGGCCGCCGUGAUGCUCGUGGCCUUCUACAAGCUGCGCAAGCAGCACCAGCUCCACAAGCACCACGGGCCCACGCGCACCGUGGAGAUCAUCAACGUGGAGGACGAGCUGCCCGCCGCCUCCGCCGUGUCCGUGGCGGCCGCCGCUGCCGUGGCCGGCGCGGGGGGCGUCGGCGGGGACAGCCACCUGGCCCUGCCCGCCCUGGAGCGCGACCACCUCAACCACCACCACUACGUGGCGGCCGCCUUCAAGGCGCACUACAGCAGCAACCCCAGCGGCGGGGGCUGCGGGGGCAAGGGCCCGCCCGGCCUCAACUCCAUCCACGAACCUCUGCUCUUCAAGAGCGGCUCCAAGGAGAACGUGCAAGAGACGCAGAUCUGAAACCGCCUGUCGCGCGGACGGGCCCUGCCCGGGGCAGCUCGGGGCAGGCAGCUCGGAGCCCCAGCCGGGUCCGGACCGCAGGGCGGCUCGCCCCAGCCAGGACAGGGGCGAGGAUGGAGCC
Sus scrofa (pig) is the source of this 2716-nucleotide messenger RNA. RefSeq names its product leucine rich repeat containing 4B (gene LRRC4B). Gene Ontology annotation, molecular function: signaling receptor binding. NCBI's taxonomy places the organism in Eukaryota, Metazoa, Chordata, Mammalia, Artiodactyla, Suidae. Gene Ontology annotation, cellular component: glutamatergic synapse; plasma membrane; postsynaptic density membrane. Gene Ontology annotation, biological process: regulation of presynapse assembly; synaptic membrane adhesion; regulation of postsynaptic density assembly. The record is from RefSeq and is a predicted model, not a curated record.